UAUGAAUAAUAUGGAAUAUUGUAAUGCCGCUUAAUAAUGUUUAAAAUUGCGGCGUGAGGUCAAACAUCUAUCUACAGCAACGUUUGUAAUUUGGCAUCGUCUGCUGUAGAUACUAAAUAGUGUACAGAUUUUUUCCUGAAACUCUUAAAGGUUUUUUGAAACGAACGAUUAUACGAAUUUUCGAUAAUUUUUUAAUUUUUUAUAAUUUUCAUGCAUAUUUGGUGCUCUAUAAUAUUUAUUUGUUCACAAAUAAUUAUCAGCAUAAUUGACAUACAAAUUUAUAAAAAAACUGGCUUAAUUCAAGAUAUUUUUUGUAUUAGAUUAUGGAUGACGAACUAGAAGACAAGAUUUUAUAUCAGACAUAUGUAUCAUACAUGAAGCUAGUAUCAAAGUUUGCAGUGGGUAUUCCCACAGGAUUAAAUGCUGGAAUAAAUACUCCUUUGGGUUAUUUUUGGAGGAUCAUGAGAGUGUAUGCAUUUAAACCAGAAGUGUUAAUUUGUGGUGCAGUUUUGGCAAUAAUUUUAUUUUAUAUACAAGCUGUUGAUGUAUGGAGCCGAUCAUUGUUAGGUAGAAUUCAAUAUACGCUUGGUCGUACAACAUCAAAAGUAUCAAAACUACAAUUUUUAGUUAAUGAUUCUGUAAAUAAUGGAGUGAAACUUAGUUGGGAAUUAAAACAAGGACAUAUUGCUGCAUAUGCAGUUCAAGGUCAUAGAGCUCGUAUGGAAGAUCGUUUUGUUGUAAAUGAAGAUAUGAACAAUACAGGUGUAUCUUUAUUUGCAAUAUUUGAUGGACAUGGUGGAGAAUUUGCAGCAAAUUAUGCUCGUGAUAAACUUAUUCCAAAUAUUAAUAAAAAAGUGAUUGAAUUGAAAAAUAUGAUAGCUGGUAAAACAUCAUAUGUAUCAGAAAAUAUACAGAAAAAUGAAGAAAUAGCAAAAAAGGAAGAAAAAAGUGAUGUAGGAUAUCUUGAACGUAAAAAAUCUUUUCGUAAAACUGUGAGCACAUCAUUGACAGAUGAUUGUAAAAAAAAUGUUGAUGUAACUGAUCCAGAAUUGCUUGAUAAAUUGGAUAGUUUACAAAGACCAAUAACAAGAGAAAUAAGACCAUGCAGAACAACAGAAAAGCCUCAAAAAAUAGAUAUUGCAAAUUAUCUUGAUGGAAAUAAAAUAAACUAUGGUAGAUUAUUAACUGAUGAAGUAUUAGCAGUGGAUAGAUUAUUAGUUGAAGCUGCUAAGAAAAACAUGGAUAUAGCUGGCACAACUGCUUUGAUUGCUCUUCUAGAAGACAAUAAAUUAAUUGUAGCAAAUGUUGGAGAUUCAAGAGGUGUGAUGUGUGAUGGAAGAGGAAAUGCUAUACCCUUAUCUUUUGAUCAUAAACCACAACAAGAAAGAGAAAGAAAAAGAAUAAAUAAAGCUGGUGGUUUAGUGACAUUCAAUGGUGUGUGGAGAGUUGCUGGUAUAUUAGCAACUUCUCGAGCUUUAGGAGAUUAUCCAUUAAAGGAUAAAAAAUUAGUUAUUGCUGAUCCUGAUAUUUUAACUUUUGAUCUUAGUGAUCAUAAUCCAAUGUUUAUUGUCUUGGCGUCAGAUGGGUUAUGGGAUACAUUUACAAAUGAAGAGGCUGUUGCGUUUAUUAAAGAACGCAUAAAUGAACCACAUUUUGGUGCAAAAAGUAUUACAUUACAAAGUUAUUACAGGGGUUCUGCUGACAAUAUCACUGUAGUUGUAAUUAAUUUAAAAGAUCGUAAAUAUAGCAUAUCAGAGGCCAAAAAAAAUCAAUAAUGUAAUAUAUAAUGAAUUUGUUUUUUUCCAAAGAUAUUCUAGUCAUUAAUUAUACAUUAACGACUAAGUGUAAAUCUGGAAAAAAAUAAAAAUAUACUUUUGUUUGUGUAAUAUAAAAAUAUAAUUUCAUUCUUUAUAAUCACGUUAAUUUAUAUUAUAUAUUGUAUUAUAUAAUAUUUCGUUUAAAUUUAAUUAUGAUUGUUAAAUAAUAUUGUUGUAAUGUAAAAACAUAGAAUAUUUAUUGAAAAUUUGAUAAUUACAGCAUAAUGUAAUUUAUUAUAAAUUAUUAUAUAAAUAUUUUUAUAUAGAAGAUUCCGUUUAUUUGAGCCACCAAUUAAUCAGGCAGUCAUUUAUUUGAGAUUAAGCUUAAAGAAUAAAAAUUAAUCAUUUGUAGUUUUCCUCUUAAUUGGGACAGCAUAUUGUAAUAGAUGAUUCUAAUAGUAUAGAGAAGAUAACAAGGGACAAUACAAGGAAUAUUUUCCUCCCUCAUUCCAUCCAUAGUUAUCAUAUUAUAUAAUUUUAUUUAAUCAAAACAUAUGCUUAUCUAUAUAAUUGUAUGGAUCUAAUUAAAAAUAACCAAUCAUUCCCUUGUCUUGUCAUCUUUUCUAAGUCGCACUAUUUAUAUUUUGCAUUCUUUUUUUUUUGUUUUUGUUCAUUAUAAUUUUAUUUUUCUAGGAAUU
Molecule: messenger RNA, 2455 nt
Organism: Apis florea (little honeybee)
Lineage: Eukaryota; Metazoa; Arthropoda; Insecta; Hymenoptera; Apidae
Product: protein phosphatase 1L
Biological process (GO): protein dephosphorylation
Molecular function (GO): cation binding; protein serine/threonine phosphatase activity
Source: RefSeq, a predicted model, not a curated record